GCUCCAACUGUGGAGGUAAGCUUGGCGCCUCACUUUAAUGGCGGCUCUUAUCCACCACUGCCACAACUCCGCCACCGCCACCGCCUCCGCUCAUUCCCGCCGCCCUUUGAAGUCGUUCGCUACAUCGCAUUCAAUUUCAUCUCUCUCUCACUCUAAACCCUCUCCUCCUCUCUCCUCCCCCAAAACCCUCCAUCUUCCAAACCCCUCAACUCCACUCUCCAAGGCUCCAUCUCCCCACAAUGAAGCCUCCCCUCCUCGCACAAACCGCGAUUUCUCAGAAUUUCUUCAGCUAUCCACCGACUGCUCCGAUGUUCGCCUCAACAAAGCUAUACACGCUUCGAUUCUCAAAAUCCAGCCGGACAUCCGCUUAUUCAAUUCCCUAAUCACGUCCUACAUCCGCCUCGAUAACCUGAAUUACGCCGAGAGAGUUUUCAGCUCCAUUUUAUCCCCUGACGUCGUCUCUUACACUGCGAUGAUUUCCGGUCUCGCAAAAUCGGGCCGCGAGGAUGAAGCUGUGGAGCUCUUCUUCCAGAUGAGAAAUUUGGGAAUCGAACCUAACGGGUACACUUUCGUCGCCUUGCUCACUGCUUGCGUUCGUUUACUUGAUUUCGAAUUCGGUUCCCAAAUUCACGCCUUCACUGUUAAAACUGGAUUUGUUGAUUGCACUUUUGUGGCCAAUUCUCUCAUGGCAUUCUACGGUAACUGUAACUCCUUAGAUUGUGUCGUUAACCUGUUCGACGAAAUGCCUGAAAGAGACAUUGCUUCAUGGAAUACUGUGAUUUCAUUUAUGAAUAAGGAAGGAUUGUAUCGAAGAGUAUUAGAGCUGUUUCAUGAUUUGCUCGUAGAGGAGGAGGAUUCAAUGUUCGAUUAUUUUACGUUGUCGAGCCUCUUGGUCGCGUGCACGAAGUGUUACGCCGAGAAAGAAGGAUCGGCGAUUCACGCCUACGCGCAUAAAUCCGGUUACGGCAGCCAUUUGAGCGUCGCGAAUGCGCUGAUUGAGUUUUACGCGAAAUGUGGCAAUGUGGAAGAUGUCGAGGCUUUGUUCGGUAGAAUGCCGAUGCGCGAUGUUUUUUCUUGGACCGAAAUGAUCAGCGCCUAUAUGGGAUUCGGGCACGUCGAUUCGGCUGUCGAGGUUUUCAAUCGGAUGCCUGAAAAGAAUUGCGUUUCCUACGACGCGCUGUUGUCUGGAUUUUGCCGUAAUCGUGAAGGUUUGACAGUGUUGAGAUUGUUUAACCGAUUGGUUCGGGCAGGCGUGGAGCUAACCGAUGUUACAUUGACGACCGUUUUACAUGCUUGCGGGAUUACGAGACGGAAGUGUGCUAGCGAACAGAUCCACGCGUUUGUUCUAAAGAUCGAUUUCGGAAGGAACGAGUGUAUUGAAUCGGCGUUGCUCGACAUGUGCACGAGAUGUAAUCGAAUGGGUGAUGCCGAGAGGAUUUUCGAUCGACUUCCAAUCAGUCCCGUUACGGUGACGACGAUGAUUUGUGGCUACGCGCGGAAUGCGGAGUUAGAUAAAGCGGUUUCGUUAAUUUGCGAUUUGCAGUAUACCGAAAUUGACGAGGUUGCGUUGGCUUCGAUACUCGGAGUAUGCGGCGAUUUGGGGUUCCAGAAACUCGGCGAACAGCUUCAUUCGUUCGCUAUAAAACGCGGAUUGUUCGCCGCCGUUGGCGUCGGAAACGGCGUAAUCAGCAUGUAUUCGAAGUGCGGCGGCGUCGAAGAAGCUACGAAGACGUUUGAAAGUAUGGCCGCGCACGACGUCGUUUCGUGGAACAGUUUAUUGGCAGGACAUAUCGUUAAUCGACGAGGCGACGACGCGCUUACCGUAUGGGACAAGAUGCGGAAACGACGAGUCGAACCGAAUACGAUUACCUGCGGUUUAAUUCUUUCGGCGUAUCGACACACGAGCGCGGAGUCGGUUAAUUCUUGCCGCGAUUUCUUCCUCUCGAUGAAACCCGUUUAUCGCAUCGACCCGAGUUCGGAUCAUUUCGCCGGCUUCGUUAGCGUUUUGGGUUUCUGGGGCUUUCUUGAAGAAGCCGAGGAAGUGAUCGAGAAAAUGCCGGUCGAACCGACGGCUGCUGUUUGGAGGGCUUUACUCAACAGCUGUCGAAUACACAAGAAAGCCGAAAUCGGGAGACGGGCGGCGAAGGAGAUUCUAAGCGUCGAGCCGCGAGAUCCGUCAACGUAUAUCCUUCAAUCGAAUCUCUACUCGGCUUCCGGGAGGUGGCAUUGUUCGGACAAUGUAAGAGCGGAGAUGAAAUCGCGGGGCUUCCGGAAAUUCCCCGUCCGGAGCUGGAUCAUAGAUCGGGACAAGGUUCAGACAUUCUACGCUCGGGACAAGUCUCACCCGCGAUCGAGGGACAUUUACGGCGCGCUCGAUGUACUAUUUUUGGAAUGUCUGAAGGCCGGGUACAGACCCGAUACGAGCUUCGUGUUGCAUGAGGUCGAGGAACAUCAGAAGCCGAAUUUCUUGAGGUACCACAGCGCGAAACUAGCCGUUACGUACGGACUGCUGACGGCGGUGACCGCGACGACGACAACGACGACGACGGCGGCGAUUCGGGUGAUGAAGAAUGUUCAUCUGUGUGGGGAUUGUCAUACGUUCUUCAAAUAUGUUUCAAUUGUUACGAGAAGGGUGAUCGAGGUAAGAGAUGCUUCGGGCUUUCAUUGCUUUGCUCGUGGCGAGUGUUCUUGCAUGGAUCAAUGGUGAAAUUGGUUUUCGAUUGAGAGCUCGUUCGAUAAAUUAAACGAACGGUUAAAAGAAGGUAAAAUUCAUUCGAUCAUGGCUUUUGUUGUUUCUUUUUUUCUGGGCUAAAUUAUAUAAUAUCCUCAUGUGUUUUACUAAAAAUGUAAAAUAUAUUUUGUAUUUUAUUUAUUGUGUAAAAUCUCUUUAUAUUAAUGUAAAGUUUACACUAAAUACUCUCUUGU
Andrographis paniculata is the source of this 2925-nucleotide messenger RNA. RefSeq names its product pentatricopeptide repeat-containing protein At5g03800. Lineage: Eukaryota; Viridiplantae; Streptophyta; Magnoliopsida; Lamiales; Acanthaceae. Gene Ontology annotation, biological process: RNA modification. Bases 38 to 2707 code for a protein of 889 amino acids. The transcript has a single exon. Gene Ontology annotation, molecular function: zinc ion binding; RNA binding; protein binding. The record is from RefSeq and is a predicted model, not a curated record.